Messenger RNA from Peniophora sp. CBMAI 1063, 1740 nucleotides. The record is from the annotation of a GenBank genome assembly. NCBI's taxonomy places the organism in Eukaryota, Fungi, Basidiomycota, Agaricomycetes, Russulales, Peniophoraceae.
AUGAGCUUACAUCUACCAGCGGGCCAGGUCGACCUGGAGGGAGAGAUUUCUGACGGGUCUGCGUCGAGCUCCUCGUCCGACGCUGGACAGGAGGAAACAUGGAGUGAUUGGGUCUCCGAUUCGAUGGGCGACCAGCCAUGCAAGUCCUUGUUUGACGAUAAUACGCUGCCUUCUGUACUUGCGGCCCAUCAAUACGAUCUUGAGAAGCAUAACUUCAACCUGAACGAAACCGUCAGCAAGCUGGGGUUGGACUUUCACGGGCGCGUACGCCUGAUCAACUACAUCAGGAAACAGCAUCCGCCGACCGCACUCUUGACCAACUUGACGGGUAAAGAAACUUUCUUCGAGCAAGACGAAUAUCUGGUGCCAGCGAUUGAGAACGAUCCACUAUUGCUUCAAUCAGACGAUUGGUCCUCCGACGAAGAAGAUAACGCUCCAUCCACCUCCGCUCCUAAAGAUCUCAAGUCCGCGACGAAGCGCAUCCACACGCUCGAAUCCAAGCUCGCGCAAGCCGAGCGCGAUCUUAAGGAGUACCAGCGCCUCGUGAGGGAAAGGCUGGACGUCGCGAGGUUACAGGAUGCCAUAAGUAACGAUGACGGCGCGGGACCCAGCGGUACGAAGCGCGACGAUGACACGUACUAUUUCGAUUCCUACGGUGCAAAUGACAUCCACGCGGUCAUGAUUCAAGACAAAGUUCGCACUUCGACCUACGCCUCGUUCAUUCUCACCAACCCGGCUAUCUUCCGGGACGCCGUCGUUCUGGACGUUGGGUGUGGGACUGGGAUCUUGAGCUUGUUCGCGGCGCAGGCGGGCGCGAAGCAUGUUUAUGCUGUGGACGCGAGCGGGAUUGCGAAUAAGGCGAGGCAGAUUGUCAAGGCGAAUGGGUAUGAGGACGUCAUAACUGUCAUUCAGGGCAAGAUCGAAGAGAUCAAGCUUCCCGAAGGUGUAGACAAAGUCGACGUGAUAGUCUCGGAAUGGAUGGGUUACGCCCUCCUGUACGAGUCCAUGCUCGACUCGGUUCUGGUCGCGCGCGAUCGCUUCCUGAAGCCCGAUGGCCUACUCGUGCCUUCCGAGACGCGCAUCAUGCUUGCGUUGUGCUCGGCGAGCGAGAUCCACAAGGAGAGAGUGGAGUUCUGGGGAGAUGUGUAUGGUUUCGAGAUGCAGGCUAUGGCGGAUGAAGUGUUCGGGGAGGCGGUUAUUGAUGUUGUAGGUGGUGAGACGGUGUUGAGUGCGCCCCAAUGCAUCAAGGAUCUGUACCUCAAGGAUACAACCCCGCGCAACCUCGACUUCACUGCGCCUUUCACUCUGACCUCCACCUCGGAUCGCAAACAAAAAGUCCACGCCCUAGUCCUCUACUUCGACACGUUCUUCUCCAUCAUCCCCGAGCCCAUCCCUCCCGAAACCAAAGUCUCGAUCGUCAAAUCAGAAGGCGGAGCCGUAGCGGAUGUCUUCCGUCUUGGCCGUCGUCCGUCGAGGAGAUCAAGCCAAAGCGCGAAAAGUCUGGUGACGAGCUUUAGUACUGGUCCGCAGAGCCAGGCUACGCAUUGGAAGCAGACGCUGUUCUUGUUGAAGGAGCCGAUCAACCUGGACGACGGGACUGUGGUCAGUGGGACGUUCCAUCUCAGGAAGAGCAAGGAUAACUCGAGGGAGCUGGAUGUUGAAAUUCACUAUACGGUCCGGGAGAACGCUGAGGCGGAGGCGCCAAAGGACGUUGUUGUGCAGGUGUAUAAGGUUCGGUAG